Photinus pyralis (common eastern firefly) is the source of this 1209-nucleotide messenger RNA. Its product is annotated as mitochondrial basic amino acids transporter. Lineage: Eukaryota; Metazoa; Arthropoda; Insecta; Coleoptera; Lampyridae. The transcript has 3 exons. The record is from RefSeq and is a predicted model, not a curated record. Gene Ontology annotation, biological process: mitochondrial L-ornithine transmembrane transport. The coding region runs from base 277 to 1134 and encodes 285 amino acids. Gene Ontology annotation, molecular function: high-affinity L-arginine transmembrane transporter activity. Gene Ontology annotation, cellular component: mitochondrion.
CGAAGUUUAUCGGCUGACACUACAUAAUCCUUUACAUACUUUAACAUCAUUCCAGUCGAAGUUCGGUGAUAGUUCCGAUACUUACAGCGCGUGAGAUAUGAAGCUUGACGAUUUGAGAGUUUAAGGAAAAGAUUAUUUCAUGGAUUCGAUACUUUCGAUAGACACCUACAACAACUUCUCAAUUUCUGUAAUCGUGCGUACAAAUCUUUUUUGCAAUCGUGACAUACCAUCUUGCUUCGUUGACUGUUACCAUACCGAAAGUCCCUGGUAUUUUUGAUGGCCGCUGAUUUUAUUGCUGGAUGUAUCGGUGGAUGUGCUGGUAUAGUCGUCGGACAUCCACUGGACACCGUUAAAGUUCACUUACAAACGCAGGAUGCACUCAAUCCGCAAUACAGGGGAACGUGGAAUUGCUUUCGAAGUUUACUAGUUAAAGAAGGAAUCCGAGGACUAUAUAAGGGAAUGGCGAGUCCCUUACUGGGCGUCGCUGGUAUUAACGCGAUCGUUUUCGGUGUCUAUGGAAAUACUCAGCGUUAUAGCAGUGAUCCGAAUUCCUUAGUUUCACAUUGCAUGGCCGGCGUCUUGGCAGGCUUAGUGCAAACUAGUAUAUGUAGUCCGAUGGAGUUGGUUAAAACGAGAGUACAGAUAGCAGGUGACAAUUUGAAACCGCUUGAAUGCUUAAAAAGCAUUUAUAAGACUGAGGGCGUUAGAGGAGUGUUUAGAGGGUUGGGUAUAACGGCUGUAAGGGAAGCACCAGCCUUUGCCACCUAUUUUGUCACAUACGAGUAUUUAACACGAAGUGAAGACAACACCAGAACUUCCACGGCCACAAUGUUGAUGGCUGGAGGUCUCGCAGGGUGCGCUUCCUGGGCCAUUGUGUAUCCAGUUGAUGUGGUAAAGUCCCGACUUCAAAUCGACGGUAUGAACGGUGCGCCGAAAUACAAAAGCGCUUGGGAUUGUUGCCGGAAAAGUAUCGCGAGUGAAGGAUACGCCUUCUUGACGCGGGGGUUAACCCCAACGUUGAUUAGAGCAUUUCCUACGAACGCGGCAUGCUUUACUGCAGUCACGUGGAGCAUGAGACUAUUCAAUGGCGAAAUUAGUUUCGGUAUUGGUGAAAACACAGCAGCUGUUGCUUAAAUUCUUCCAGUGAUCAGAACGUUUUUUUUUUGUAGUGUGAGAUAGUACGUAAAUAAAUUAUAUUGCUAGCGCGAG